Molecule: messenger RNA, 990 nt
Organism: Fusarium coffeatum
Lineage: Eukaryota; Fungi; Ascomycota; Sordariomycetes; Hypocreales; Nectriaceae
Exons: 4
Coding region: 1-990 (329 amino acids)
Biological process (GO): methylation
Molecular function (GO): methyltransferase activity
Source: RefSeq, a predicted model, not a curated record
AUGUCUGCUGUCAUGGCAGAGCAAGCGACCGACUUGAGCAAGCAGUAUGACACUCCACUAGGCCUUACUCACUCAACCAUGCAGGUCCUCAAGGACAGGAUCAAACUCCAUUACGACCUUGCUAGCGACUAUUAUCUAAGUUUGUGGGGCGAGCACAUUCACCACGGGUACUGGCCAACGCAGGAAUCUGAAGCUACACAAACAAAGGAGGAAGCUCAGGCGAACCUCAUCCAGCUGCUUCUAGAUAUCUCCAAGCUUCCUCCCGGGAGCUCAGUCCUUGACGUAGGAUGCGGUAUCGGCGGGACUUCGCGCCAUCUUGCAUCCAAGUAUGGUAGCUCUGUGACUGGGAUUACCAUCUCCACAAAGCAAGUUGAAAUGGCGAACCGCUUGACCAAGGCGGCUCUCGAGAAUGAAGCUUCCACGCCUACUGCAUCAGAUGAUGAUGGCUUUAUUAAACUCGGCGAUGGACAAGUCAAAUUCCUCGAACUUGAUGCCGAAAAAAUGGGCGACUUCUUCGAUGACCAACAAGGUUCGUUCGACGCAGUCUGGAUAAGUGAAGCACUCAGUCACUUCCCAAACAAGGCCUUGUUUUUCAAGAACGUGAUGAAAGUCCUCAAGCCUGGAGGCAAGCUGGUUUUGGCGGACUGGUUCAAGGCCGAAAAUCUGGACGACACAACAUUCACCAACGAUAUCAAACCCAUUGAAGAUGGUAUGCUCCUCCCACCUCUCUGUACCCAGCAAGGCUAUCUUGAUUUGGCUGGACAAGCUGGACUUGCCAUGUUCGCCGACCCAAAAGACAUCAGCCAACAAGUUCGAAAGACGUGGGAUAUCACAUGGUCACUCGUACAAAACCCAUCUCUUUGGGCAUUUGCAUUUACCCAAGGUCGUGACGGCAUUGCCUUCUUACAAUCUUUUCGCGCAAUGAGACGGGGAUACGCCACUGGGUCGUUCCGUUACGCCGUCAUGGUUUUCAACAAAGGAAUCGCGUAA